This is a messenger RNA of Parnassius apollo (apollo), 534 nucleotides long. The record is from the annotation of a GenBank genome assembly. Lineage: Eukaryota; Metazoa; Arthropoda; Insecta; Lepidoptera; Papilionidae.
AUGAAGAAAAAAUGGAAGAAUGCUUUAAGAAUAGGCAAGCCAAUUUCAUCAUCAAUGAGAGUUUGUUCUCAUCAUUUUCAAGCUUCAGACUUUUUUCCAAACACGAAGUUUAAUAUUGGAAUAACUCCUUCUGGCCUUAUAACUGAAAUAAGUGCAUCUUAUGGUGGUCGAGCAUCAAAUAAACAUAUUGUAAAUGAAUCAGGAAUCUUAAAUAAAUGCGAGUUUAAUGAUGGAGUGAUGGUGGAUAAAGGAUACAGGAUUGAAUCCGAAUGUAAUGAACGUCUGCUUCAGCUUGUCAGGCCUCCUUUCUUGAGUCAGAAAAAGCAGAUGACCAAAGAAGAUGCAAUCCGCACUGCAGAGAUUGCACGGGCAAGAGUGCAUGUUGAGAGAGUGAUACAGAGAUUACGACAAUAUAAACUUCUAUGUGGACCAUUACCAUGGUCACUGGCGCCUUAUUUUGAUGAUAUAUUAAUUAUUAUUGGUGGUCUUACAAAUUUGGGUCCACCAAUUAUUCACAUUGAUAAAUUUAUGUAG